CUUGCUUUGCGCGCGCGCAAACUUUGGAGCAUCCGGUGCGUACGCUUACCCGCCCGCCUCCAGAGUCGCGCCACGCCUUCAAAACGCUGCCAUCGAGCCCUCACCGAGUUGUGCGCCCGCGGCGCGCCGUAGUCACCGCGCAAUCCCGCAGGCGCGUCAAGCCGCCAGACAGCCUGCAUUUGAAUUCGGGCCGCCCCCCAACAGCAAGCAUGGCCGACAAGAUCGAAAUUGUACGAUUAGACGCCGAGGGCAACGUCAAGGAGACGCUCCACGACGACUUCCCGGCGGGCUGGUCCGCGGCGCGGACCGAGUUCGGCAAGCUGAGACACGGCGAGCACGGCACGGCCGCGGCCGCCGAGGGCGGCUGCUUGGAGCUGCGCGUCGGCGGCGUGUCCAAGAUGUCGACGAAGGCCGUCGAGAAGGAGCGCAAGAAGCGGCCCUCGACGAAGGAGGCCGGCGGAGAGAAGCCGAAGAAAAAACCCGCCGCCAAGAAGACGGAGGACGCGCCGGCCGAAGAUGAUGGCGAGCCGAAGAUGAAGAAGCAGACCGGCUACAUGUACCACAACGCCCAGAACCGCGACAGCGCCAAGGCCGAGAUCGAGGCCGAGAACCCCGACAUGCCGGCCAAGGAGAAGAACCAGGCCAUCAUGAAGAAGCUCGCGGACAUGUGGGGCAAGUUGGAUGACGCGGCCAAGCAGAAGUGGAAGGACGACGCGCCCAUGGUCGCGGUCAAGCCGAAGAAGGCGAAGAAGGAGAAAAAGGAGCCUUCGGAGAAGCGCCAGUCGACGGGCGGCAAGGUCACGGACAAGAAGGCCCUCGAGGAGCGCAUGGCCGCCGACGGCUGGACGAAGGAGGAGAAGAAGCGCGAAGGGUCGGACCACGUCGACAAGUACUGGCUCGAUCCGAAGGGCGGCAAGAAGUGCCGGAGCAUCGUCGAGGUCGCGCGCAAGGCCUACCCCGAGUUCCUGUCCGAGGCGGCGAAGGCCGCGCCGACGAAGAAGAAGCCCGCGGCGCAGAAGAAGAAGAAGCCCGAGCCGCAGGCCGGGGCCUUGGACGACUACUACCUCGGGUCGAAGAAGAAGGACGCGGACGCGGAGAUGGAGGAGGCGCCCGCGGCCGAGGAGCCCGCCGCGGAGGACGCGAUGGACGAGGACGCGCCGGCCGAGGAGGAGGCGGAGCCCAUGGAGACGGACGCGCCGGCGGCGAGCCACGCCGAGCGCGCGCUCGAGGCCGAGAAGGAGGACGCGGCGAAGCGCGCCGCGGCGCUCGCGGAGGACAAGGCCAAGGCCGACGAGCCCCAGAUCGAGGACGACGGCGGCGCGGCGGCGGCGGCCGCGACGGCGGACCACCGCGCGGCCGAGGCGGCCUGGGACGCGAAGGAGCGCGAGUCCGACGACCCGCGGGCGCGCGAGGCCUGGGCCUACCGCGCCAAGGCCAAGCCAAUGGUCGACGCCGUGUCCGUGAACGAGACGCCGGCGGACUCGAGCGAGGCGGACGCGAAGCAGGCCGAGCUCGUGCGCAAGACGUGGGCCGUCGCGCACCCGCCCCUCGACGGCACGAAGGCCGGCGAGACGAUCGUGCGCACGGAGGCGGACGUCGCCGACGAGAACGUCGAGGCUUAGGAGUCUCCCCCGGUCUUAAGCAUAGACUACUCUA
Pelagomonas calceolata is the source of this 1656-nucleotide messenger RNA. Lineage: Eukaryota; Pelagophyceae; Pelagomonadales; Pelagomonadaceae. The record is from the annotation of a GenBank genome assembly.